AUGUCCGCUGGAUGGAUCCGACCGUGUAGUGAUUUGAAUGAACUUGUUCAGCUGACGGCUUCCGAAUUUUCGGUCCCCCAAGUUUCCUUCGAAUCGCACUCCACCGACCUGUCUGACACGACCCUCUAUCCCAUGUUCUCUCGCAUGUCCGCAUCGCAGGACUUCCUCACGCUCUCUCUGCUCAAACUGAUCGAGAAGUACCGCUGGCAGCGUUUCAACAUCAUCGCAUCGGACGACAGCGACGGUUCCAACGCUGUGGAGGAACUGAAACGCGCGGUGACGCAGAUGCCCGAAGACUUUCAAGACUACAUUCAAGUUUGCUUUGUUUGA
Molecule: messenger RNA, 330 nt
Organism: Blastocystis hominis
Lineage: Eukaryota; Bigyra; Opalinata; Blastocystidae
Exons: 1
Coding region: 1-330 (109 amino acids)
Molecular function (GO): adenylate cyclase inhibiting G protein-coupled glutamate receptor activity
Source: RefSeq, a predicted model, not a curated record